Messenger RNA from Lactuca virosa, 869 nucleotides. The record is from the annotation of a GenBank genome assembly. NCBI's taxonomy places the organism in Eukaryota, Viridiplantae, Streptophyta, Magnoliopsida, Asterales, Asteraceae.
CCACACCUACACACAUACAUACACCAUCGAACUUCACCUCUUCCAAUUCAAUUUUACUCGCAAAUUUCGCCAUGGAAGCAGCCUCUCAUACCUGUUGCAGAAUCGACUCCCUUCCUCGCUCGUUAGCUUCUAACGAUUGCAGUACCAGAUUCACCGCCGGUCGCCGUUCCUUUCCGAGCAUUGUUAGGGUUAAGCGACGGAAUGGAGUGACUCGUGCUGUCGCAACUGAACCGAAGCCCAAGGCAGCCGAUCCUAGAACGUCAAGAACCGUCAAUGGAUCUUCAAUCAACGGCACUUCCACGAGAAUGGAGACAGUUUCACAAGAGAUUAAAAGAGUUAGGGCUCAGAUGGAAGAGAACGAACAAUUGGCAUCACUUAUGAAAGGGCUUAGGGGUCAAAAUUUAAAUGAUUCUAAUUUUGCUGCCGACGAUGUUGAACUUCGCCUUGUAGAGACUGAUGAAAGUAGCGAAUUAUUGCCGAUGGUAUAUGAUCCUGCUAUCAUCUCUGCAUAUUGGGGUAAAAGGCCACGAGCUGUUGCCACACGUAUCAUUCAAUUAACGUCUGUUGCAGGAGGAUUUCUUUCACGUCUUGCUUGGGACGUGAUAAAUAAGAAGGUUAAAGAGAAUGAAGUUUCUCGGGCAAUUGAAUUGAGGGAAAUUGUAACCUCUUUGGGUCCCGCAUACAUCAAACUUGGGCAAGCAUUGAGCAUUAGGCCAGACAUAUUGUCCCCUGCUGCAAUGACUGAACUUCAAAAGCUUUGUGAUAAGGUUCCAUCAUAUCCAGAUGACAUUGCCAUGGCACUUCUAGAAGAGGAACUUGGAGAGCCAUGGCAAAACAUCUAUUCAGAGCUCACAACUUCUCCUAUAGCA